This is a messenger RNA of Pneumocystis jirovecii RU7, 639 nucleotides long. RefSeq names its product RNA polymerase III-inhibiting protein MAF1. NCBI's taxonomy places the organism in Eukaryota, Fungi, Ascomycota, Pneumocystomycetes, Pneumocystales, Pneumocystaceae. Gene Ontology annotation, cellular component: nucleus. Gene Ontology annotation, molecular function: RNA polymerase III core binding. The transcript has a single exon. The coding region runs from base 1 to 639 and encodes 212 amino acids. Gene Ontology annotation, biological process: negative regulation of transcription by RNA polymerase III. The record is from RefSeq and is a predicted model, not a curated record.
AUGGUGUUAACAGAGGGCUUUCAGGCUGCAGGAAGCGAUAAGAAGCUUUAUAAAGCGAUUGACAAGUCGCUGGAGAGUCGUUAUCAGGACGAUCUGGCGUUUGGGCGAUCCUUGGAGUCCAGUUCGGUUAUACCUCAGGAACCAUCACCAUUUGGGCCACUAGACCACCCAUUUUCACGCAAAACAUUUGCAUAUAUUGUGGCAACACUAAAUGCAUCUCAUCCAGAUCAUGAUUUUAGUAAUUUGCAGCCACAGGACUUUCGUAAGGAGCGCUCGCUGGCGAUGACGCUAAAUAUGUUGAAUACAACAUUGCUUAACCUAAGCCGACAGAGGUUUGCAACAUGUAGUCUGUGGGAGGUGAUUGACAAGCAUAUUGACUUGUCACAGUGCGAUAUUUAUGUAUACCAGCCUGACAGUGACUCAGACCCGUUGGGAAGUGAUGGGUUGAUAUGGAGCACAUGUUAUUUCUUUUUUAACCGUGCUAUGAAGCGUGUUCUUUACAUUAAUCUCAGUACAGUCUCAAUUCAACGUUCAAGACGUGUAGAUGACGAACUAGAUGAUGACGACACUCUUUCGAGUGAGAAAGGGUAUAUGUAUAGCGAGUAUGAGCAUGAUAUUGCUAGAAAGAUGGAUGUUUAA